Messenger RNA from Neolamprologus brichardi, 2373 nucleotides. Lineage: Eukaryota; Metazoa; Chordata; Actinopteri; Cichliformes; Cichlidae. The record is from RefSeq and is a predicted model, not a curated record.
UGUCCUCAGGUGAUCCGGCAGGGCACUGGUGAGAUCGUGCCAUGGCGUCAGCCCUCUGAGGAUGUGGAUGCGAGGAACUACCUGCCAUGCCCGUUGUGUCUUGGAUUUUUCCUUCGUGCUGACCUGUGGAAGCAUCAGGUGUCGUGUCGCAAGAAGCUCGCCAUCAACCCGUCCAAAGCCGAGGCGAACGCUGACCCCGCCAACGACGCCACCUCUGGUUCCACAAGUAAGUUGCCCUGUGAUGUCACCAGAGAGGACAUACCUGAGGAUUCCCUUGGUGAGACUGCAGAGGCCGGGACCAAACAGCUUAUGACCUCUGACCCAAGUGUCGAUCAGAACACGACCUCUGACCCCGCUGUGAUCCGAGCCAGGAAACGGACAAGGGUGCAGGCAGCGGCGUCGCGGCUCCUGCCGAUCUCCAGUGGAGCGUCAGAGAGCUGCAGUGAAAUCCUGCAUCGCAUGAACCAAGAUAACGUGUCUUACGAGGUGAAGUCUGAUUGGCUGAUCUGUAAGUAUGGCAACAAGCUGAUGGGGAACCAGGAUAGUGGUCAGAGGAGGUACGACUACGUAAGCCAGAAGCUCCGGGAACUUGGCAGGUUGCUCCUGGCCGCUAAAUCCCUUGACUCCGGCGUCCAGAGCCUGCAGGACCUGCUGGCCCCAGGUCGCCUCAGCCUGGCGCUGUCCGCAGCCAGGAAGGCAGCAGGAAACAGGUGGAGCCGCCCUCCACUGGCGGUGAAAACCACACUAAAGACAGUCUGUGAGAUUGCUAUUGGAGAGAGCCUGCAGGACGGAGACUGGGAGGCUGCCGCCAAGACCACCGACUUCUACCACAUGCUGGGCCGAGAGUGGGACAACCUGGGGCUGCAGAACCCAGAUCCAGCUGCUACAGAUGGAGGAACUAAACCAAAGAAACGACCUGUCCAGAUAAGAUUGGACAAGGACCUCAGACAAGAAGUUCUGUCAAAGAGCUCUAACAAACCAGUGACCUCUGCGAUUCCACCUGAAGACAGAAUGCAGACAUCUGUCUCAGUCCCCGUGGCUCCCAGGAAGGUCCGACGGCGGCCGUGGUCCUCUGCAGAGAAGGAGGCCAUCUGGAGGCAAUUAGGAGUCCAUGUUCUGGUCCAGUCCGUACCAGGUAAGGAGGUCUGUCAGCGCUGUCUGGACUUAGAACCAGUCCUCAGGGGGCGGCACUGGAAGGACAUCAAGAACCAGGUUCACAACCAAAUCCAGAGCCAAAAGAAGCAGCAGUUCCACGCUCAGAUGGAACUCGAGAAGAACCAGGAUCACCAAGACCAGCUCCAGAACCAGAAAAAGCCAGAGCAGCAGCAGUACCAGGCUCCAGUCGAUGAACAGGGAAAGGACCACCGUCUGAACCAGAAGAAACCACCAUACCAGUCCCAGAUGGACCAGCAUGAUCCGGAUAUUUCUCGGAAUCAGAAGCGAUCACAAUACCACAUCAGCAUACACCACCAGGCCCAGGAUAACAUCCAGAACCAGAAGAAACAACAGGAGCACACCCAGCUGGAUCACCAGGACUAUCUACACAACCACAAGAAGCAGCUGUGUACCCCUAGAGUGGACCACCAGGACCACAGCCAGGUCCAUAAGAAGCAGCUGUAUCAGAUGGACCAGCAGGCCCAGCCCCUGCAGACCCUGGACCAGGAAACGUCUCUUCUAACCAUCACACCCUACAGACCUGAUGGGGCAAAUCGAGCUCCUGGACAUUUGCUGCUUGAGCGGGAGCACAACAUCACAACCUACCCAGUCCUGCACAGACCACCUCACAUGGACCAGCUGCUGCCCAGAAUAGACUGGGCCGAGGAUGCUCCAGCCCCGAACUAUCCUAUCAGCAGGCCACUGGGCAGGACCCUGCUACAGGAUGUGCCCCCAGGAGGACCGCCCUCUGACCCACAGUCGGGACAUGUACACUUCUGACCAACCAGGACGAGUGAUGAAGGACGGUCCUGGUCCAGGUCUAGAGGACUUAAUGAUAGCUUGGCCCUUCUCAAAGGGUGCAUAUCAGAUUUGCUAGUAAAAAGACCUGCUUUUAUGGUAACACGUGUAAACCUUUCUUAGAAGGUCCUUGAAUUUCCUGUGUGAAAUCAGUAUUUGCCUCCUACAGGACUGUAUACCCUAUACUAUAUACCCCCCUCCCCCGUAUGUUCUGGCAGUUCCAAUGGGGGUGGUUCUGAUAUGUCAGUCUAGUCAGGAGAUGAACCUGGAUCCUGGUUGAGGUGCUGUUAGAUAGCUGAAACAGUUCAGCUGUGAUGUACCGGAGUCAUACCGACUACGUGCCGGUGCCUGAUCUUAUUAUGAAAGGCGGGUACCAAAAACCAAAACCAGCACCUUAGUGGUCCAGUGUUGGAGCCUUUG